UUCCUACUUUCGUUUAAAUCCAAUUUUAUCUGACGUCCCUGAUCAAGUAUUUUUCCAGUUGUGUGGUGUGUAUAUCGAGGCUUCGGCUGGAUCGAUCAGAGUAUUGAUCACCAACCAGCCUCCUGUCGGGCUGUGAUUUAUUGCUUACGCUUCCGGAUGAGUGAACGGAUGAGAUGAAGUGAUGAAUUAAAGAUGAAUAUGAAUAAGUGAUGCUGGUGUGUAUGUGUGUGGGAGGUCACGUGACCCGGGCCGCUCCGCGAGACGUCACUUCAUUCAGGAGCAGCACGAGGACGGAGACGGACGAUGCGCGAGACCACGUGACUCAGAGAGAAAAAGAACAAGAACAAGAGGAAGAAGGAGAAGAAGGAGAAGAAAGAGAAGAAAGAGAAGGCGAAGUGGUUGAACAAAGAUAAAUUGACCUUGAAUCUGAUUGGCUGCCUCUCCCUGUGGACAUCAUGCUGCCGCAAGCUGAAAUAGGUUCCCCGAGAAACAACCUGAGUUUCAAUGUUUGCGAGCCGCGAUACAAUGACGGCCGCCUGCCCCUGACGCUGCUGUACAGCACUGUGUUUGUCGUUGGUCUGCCCACCAACCUGCUGACGGUCUUCCUCACCUGGCUGCAGGUGCGCAGGAAGAAUGUUCUGGGUGUUUACCUUUUUGCCCUGUCGUUGUGUGACGUCACCUACUUGGGCACGCUGCCUGUGUGGGCCGACUAUGUCAGCCGAGGACACCGCUGGCAGUGGACUUCAGCCGCCUGCAAGCUGACAGGUUAUAUCUUCUUCAACAACAUGUACAUCAGCAUCUUCCUGCUCUGCUGCAUCUCCAUCGACCGCUACGUUGCUGUUGUCUACAGCGUGGAGUCCCGCGGCCUGCGGCGGGGACGCCACGCCGUCCUCAUCACCCUCACCAUCGUCUUGGUGGUGGCCCUGGGUCACAUCCCCGUCUUCACCAUGAAGGAGGGCGAUACCACCAAGGGGUCGCAGCGCUGCUUUGAGCCGAACCAGAGCAAUGCCACGGUGACAGGCUUCAACUACGCCCGCUUCAUCGUCGGCUUCCUGAUCCCGCUGCUGCUGCUGGUGGUGACGAACCGCGGCAUCCUGGUCAACGUGCAGCGCAGCACGGGGCUGCGGCAGGAGCAGAAGCAGCGUGUCCGUCGGCUGGCGGUGGCCGUGGUGGUCCUGUUCCUGGUCUGCUUCGCCCCCUACCACGUGAUCCUCCUGAUCCGGGCAGUCAUCUUCCACUUCCCCCAGUUGGAGAACGGCACCUGUCUUUUCGAGAAUACCAUGUACACCCCUUACACCAUCUCCCUCGGCCUGUCCACCGUCAACAGCGCCGUCAACCCCAUCCUCUACGUCUUGUCCAGUGACAACAUACGCAAGGAGCUGAGCCGAGGACUUGCACAGUUCUGCGGCCGAGCGCUGCACCGACCGCGAUCCAACAGCAGCCAGAACAAGAUCCAGCCCUCCAACAACUCCUUAGUGCCGCACGUUGGGACUGAAACUGAGAGACAGGCAGCAGGAACGCCACCAGAGACCUGAUGGACCGGCCUCUACACAACCCAACCAAACACUGUCCAGACGGCGGUGUCUGAAGUACGGCCGGCCCUGCAGGGUCAUCCAGCACAUACUACCGAACUCUACUGGUCUCUCCUGCAACAAACAUCAUGGAGUCACGUGAAGGGUUCAUCCUCUGAGGAGCAGGAUCCUAGCAGGACUAGAAGGUGGUGAGAAAUCUUUUCAUGGACCACAAUGAUGGAUGGAUCUAUGAACGCGUCCGGUAACAGGACAAAAUGUGUCUGAGACUCUUAAAGGAACUGAAAUGCUGUUUUCAGAAGCAAAUUUUUAAAAAUUGUUUUGAACUAAAAUCAUUGUGAAAAUGUUGUUUGUUGUUCAGUGUAAUUCCACUGAUGAUUAACAUGGUCAGAAAAAGCAGAAAACGUGUGACAUUUGUCAUAAUAGCAAUAGUAGCAGAGGUUUCACAUGAAGUUUGUUUUCAUUGGUCAGACUGUAUUCAUAUUUAACAGUGAAUAUUUAAAUUCUGUCAUUUUAAAGAAAGAAUUCUGAUAAAAAAAAACAACUUCAGCAACUCCUGUAUGUUGAAGCAAACAAAUAAUGUUUAAAUGCACAAAUUAAUGGAUAAGUUACUGAAGAGUGUGAAUAGAACAUCUUCAUUCACACAUGGAAAUAAGUUUUUCUGCUUUUCGUGUUUCUACUCAGGAGACAUUCGAAAAACUGAAACUGAUCCUGAAGGUCUCCAUAAUCCUACAAAGCCUUCAAACUAUUUGCAUGAAAACAUUUUCUCAGUAAAAACAAACCCAGGUUUA
Molecule: messenger RNA, 2320 nt
Organism: Amphiprion ocellaris (clown anemonefish)
Lineage: Eukaryota; Metazoa; Chordata; Actinopteri; Pomacentridae
Product: probable G-protein coupled receptor 132
Exons: 3
Coding region: 456-1535 (359 amino acids)
Biological process (GO): negative regulation of G2/M transition of mitotic cell cycle; G protein-coupled receptor signaling pathway; G1/S transition of mitotic cell cycle
Cellular component (GO): membrane
Molecular function (GO): G protein-coupled receptor activity
Source: RefSeq, a predicted model, not a curated record